UAUAGACUAGAAGCAGCUGAAGGACGUUAACACUGUACCAUGUUUCGCAAUGUCCUAGGAAAAACCUUACGAUUUCUUGGGUAUACUGUGCAAUAUGGCUGCAUAGCACAUUGUGCCUUUGAGUACCUUGGAGGAAUUGUUGUGUGUUCUGGACCAUCAAUGGAGCCAACAAUUCAAAAUUCUGAUGUUGUCUUUUCGGAGAACCUUAGCCGCCACUUUUAUUGCAUUCGAAAAGGAGAUAUUGUAAUUGUGAAAAGUCCAAAUGACCCCAAAUCAAAUAUCUGUAAAAGAGUAAUUGGCUUGGAAGGGGACAAAGUCUGUACAAGCAACUCUUCAGAUUUCCUUAAGAGUCACAGCUAUGUGCCUAAAGGACAUGUUUGGUUAGAAGGUGAUAAUCUCAGGAAUUCUACAGAUUCCAGGUGUUAUGGACCUGUUCCUUAUGGAUUGAUAAGAGGACGCAUUUGUUUUAAGAUAUGGCCUCUGAGUGACUUUGGAUUUCUACGUGCAAGCCCUAACGGCCAUAGAUUUCUUGACGAUUAAAUAACUAUUUAUUAUUACCAGCUUUCACACCACUUUCUACUAAAUCAAUGGAACUAUUUUUGCUUAGAAUAAAUACAAGUAUUACCUGACAGAA
This is a messenger RNA of Tinamus guttatus (white-throated tinamou), 634 nucleotides long. RefSeq names its product inner mitochondrial membrane peptidase subunit 1 (gene IMMP1L). NCBI's taxonomy places the organism in Eukaryota, Metazoa, Chordata, Aves, Tinamiformes, Tinamidae. Gene Ontology annotation, molecular function: serine-type endopeptidase activity. The record is from RefSeq and is a predicted model, not a curated record. Gene Ontology annotation, cellular component: mitochondrial inner membrane peptidase complex; membrane.